Molecule: messenger RNA, 3485 nt
Organism: Caenorhabditis auriculariae
Lineage: Eukaryota; Metazoa; Nematoda; Chromadorea; Rhabditida; Rhabditidae
Source: the annotation of a GenBank genome assembly
AUGUGGAAAACGGCGUUUUUCUUCCCACUGUUCGUCUUUUCGACUUCUGCCGCUCCAUUCAGCCCUGACUACGUCGAAGUCGACGUCUACGACGUGGACGGGACCUUGGCCGACGCCUUGGCUAAAGUCGCCGAGGAACUCAUUGGAAGUUCGAAGAACGAAUCUCGUGGAAUGGAUUUUGAGCAGUUUGUGAAGACCGACAAGUGCAAGGCCAACAUUGCCAGGAGCUGCUUCGAUGAUAUCGACACAAAUAGUAAGUUUUUUUUCCGUAUCGACUGAUUCAAAUACUUCACAAGGUUGUAUAUUUUCUGAUCAAUUAAUCAUUUUUAAAUAUGCUCAUCAAAAUUUCUAAAGUAUGUCAAAUUUCGUCGGGGUGCAUGCACAAGAAACAUCAUAUCUGACGGGCGAAAGUAGUUCUGAAAGCGCCGUGAGUGGUAAAUUGAAGUUUUUUUUUUUAGAAGACGGACUUGUAAGUCAAGAGGAGCUGGAAGCCUACGACAGGAGCUCGAUGCAGCGAGUCCAGUCAAUGUUCGACAACUAUCUGGACACGAGUUUUAUGGUAGGACCCUAUUCUCUCAGAAUGUUUCAUCAAAACGAAAGAAAAACGCAACGGCGCACUUUUGAAUCGAAAAGAUGCGUCAAAAACAACAAGAGGUGCGAAAAUCUAACGGUAAACAGUUGACUCUUCUGUUUACUUGUUUGUUUUUGAAAGUUUGAAAAGUGGUUUCUUGGUGUGGGAUAAAAAAAAAUACGGCUUUUAACUGUGACCACCUUGUUUUGAGCUUCUGGGAAAAUUUUCAGUGGCCCCUAUAGGGUUUUGACGUUUUAGUGGCCACUGUAGCAGUCAAAUUAGUGGCCACUAUAGAGAUCUAAGUGCUACUACUAGACCAUUAAAAGUUUUAGUGGCCACUUUAGGAAACAAUAGAUCAACAUAACUGGUCUAAUCUGUUUUUUUUAAAGUUAUAAGAGUUAAUGGAAGGAAACCUGGAUGAAAACUACUGAAGUGUUCACUAAAACGGAAAAUAGUGACCACUAUAGAGGUUGGUUUAGUGGCCACUUUAGUGUCCUCUCCGAGUAGUCCUUGGUAAGCCUCUAUAGUGGCCACUAAAAAUUUCCCAGUUUUUGCCCUUGUCAUGAUUUUUAAAAUUAUGAAAGGUCGAUUUUAGCUCGAAGCUGCGAAAAAAGGUUUGUAAAAAAUCAGGUUUUUUAAUUCUUACAGUCAUGACUUUGCAGCUAUACAUGAAUGGUACAUGAAAAAAUAUUUUGGGAGCUCGGAAUUAAAAUGAAUUUAAGCUAAGCCUCUCAGAAUCUACAUCUGGUAUAUCAAAAACUCUUUAGACCAAUCUUUGGAAAGUAUUGAACCUUUUUUUAAACUGGUUUACUUGUUUUUUUUUUUGUGAACUCGGUUUCCGACGAGAGAAAACGAGAAAAAAAAAAGCUCAAGGACACAAUAGCGACCGACAGCAUGGUUGAGGUACUCAACUGUAUAAACAAAACAAGGAGAAUAAGCAAGGAAAGCUGAAAAGGAGUGAAGAAGCGAAAAAAGAAAAGAAAAAAACGCACAUGUUGGGGUCGGAUGGCGGUGUUUGUUCGGCGAACGGAACGAUCUGAAAUCUCUCACAUGCGUAGUCCCCAAUCAACAAUGUUUUUGCAGGACGCCGACACCAACAGGGAUGGGGUCGUGGAUCAACAAGAGGCCGACAGAUUCGCGUUCAACAACGUCAGUUGAAAAGAAGUUUUGAGAAGUGAAAGAUUGUGAUUGAUGCAACGUUUUCUUUAUUCUUACUGGGAGAAUUUUUAGUGGCUAUUAUAGGGUUUUGAAGUUUUAGUUUCCACUAUAGUAGUCAAAUUAGUAGCCACUUAAGGGAUUAAAAACUAGUGGCCACUAUAGAGGUCAAAGUGCUACUACUAGACUACUAAAAGUUUUAGUGGCCGCUUUAGGGGUCAAUUGAUCAACAUAACUGGUCCAAUAUGUUUUUUUUUAAAAUUAUCACAUGUACUGGAAGGAAUAAUGGAUGAAAAACUACAAGUGGCCACUAAAACGGAAUAUAGUGCCCCCUAUAGAGGUGGGUUUAGUGACCACUUUAGUGUCCUCUUCGAGUAGUCCUUGGCGAGCUUCUAUAGUGGCCACUAAAAAUUUUCCCAGUUAGAACAUUGACCUCUACAACUACACCUGGCUGAAGCCGACUUUUUAUAAAAAAGAGAACUUAAGAUGUAAAAAUUUGAAAGUUCAUGUGAUUUGAAAAAGAAGGAGCGUAUAUUUCUUAUCUGCAUUGAUCAAAAUCUAAACUCAUCGAUCUCAAUUUUGAAAAAAAAAAUUAAAUUUCUCGUAGAAAAAAAAAUCUUCCAUUUUAUAGAUAGGGUGAUAUAAACUGUUCAUCCCCUCAAGUAGAAGAGAGGUCACUUAAGCCAUUUCGAAAAUAUCCAUCACAGAAAAGAAAAAAGAGAGAGAGAACGGGAAAGUUUCAGUUGAGAGUGGUGCCCGACGAAAACUGGCGAGAGGCGUUCUCGUCGAGCGACGCCAAUGAAGAUGGUCUUCUCGACCUCACGGGCGAGUUUUUUUUCUUUUAUUUUAGGUUCCAAGGCUGGAAUAACGAUUGAUGACUCAGUGUGUGCGUGCACAUCUUCCUGUACGGAAGAGAUAGUCAGAAAACAGAGAGAAAUGGUCUUUUCACGAUGGGAAUGGGGCAAAAAGAGAUGUUUUGAGAGAAUGGUUUGUAAGCCUUUUCACCUCAUCGACGCUCGUGAGAAAAACAGUUAGAGGUCAUUUACCAAAACAAGUUUACCGGUGUUUUGAACGAAAUUUUUUUUUCACGGUCAAAGUUGUAGUGGUGGAUAAUGACUGCUGAAAGGCAGAGGCUCAAAAAAGACCGCAGAAAGGCUACAAAAAGGUCGCAGAAAGGCUACAAAAAGGCCGCAGAAAGGCAGCAAAAAGGGUUCCUUUAUCGAGCCUUUCAUUUUUUCUGGGACUUAAAAGGGUCAAGAAAUGGUGAGAAAAUAGAGAGGCAGCAAAAAUGGUGCACAAGAGCCGCAAAAAGGCAGCAAAAAAAAGAACCUUUGUCACUCUAAAGCGAAAAUCUCUAUAGAGCCUUUUCCGACUUGCCUAUGUUUUAGAACUCUCAAAAAACGACUAAAUGAUAUUUAAUUUGAAGGCGUGGUUUCAAAGCCCCUAUUUACGUAAAUUGAAAACUCACACGUAGGAAAGCAUUGGAAGGAAUAGGAAUUCUGAAAAUUGUUUUGGGCAUGAAUACAAUAAAACAAAACCAAAAACAGAUGUUCGAAAAGCAAAAUGGGCGGAGCCAAGAAACCUAGGUCGCGAUAUGAGGAAAACAAUGACGUAUCUGUGAAUGGCAUGAGAAGUUGGUAUUUUUCAAUUUGAAAAUUCAGAAUUCAAGAAGCUCAUGAACGACUACUCGAACUUCAACGUUAACAUAGUUCAGACUUCAGACGUUCCCACACUCCAGUACGACACUGACACCCAAUAA